Messenger RNA from Brassica napus (rape), 1654 nucleotides. RefSeq lists its product as uncharacterized. Bases 312 to 1226 code for a protein of 304 amino acids. The transcript is spliced from 2 exons. The record is from RefSeq and is a predicted model, not a curated record. Lineage: Eukaryota; Viridiplantae; Streptophyta; Magnoliopsida; Brassicales; Brassicaceae.
GCAAGGGUUUUGCCAAGUGACAUGGUAUCAGAAGCCUACUAGCCGCACUCUCUUCUUUUCUUCUUCCUCUUCGUAUCUUCUUCUUCUUUCUCAAAAUCAUGGCUCUUACAACUGAAAAAGCUUUUGGCGUUACACAUAUCAAGUCCUACAUCCCUAUUGUCUUAGAUAUGCAGAAGAUGAAUUAUGAUGCUUGGCAUGAAUUAGUUGAGACCCACUGUCUCACCUUUGGUGUUUCUGGCCACCUCGAUGGCACUUCUCUACCGACGAAUGCUGAAGACACACCAUGAAAGGAACGUGACGGUCUCAUCAAGAUGUGGAUCUAUGGUACCAUCUCCUCUUCUCUCCUCGAUACAGUCCUCAAAACUCGCUGCUCUGCUCGUGAUCUAUGGGUCACUAUUGAGAAUCUUCUCCACGACAACAAAGAGGCCCGUGCUAUUCAACUUGAAAACGAACUUCGAUCUCUUACCAUUGGCGAUAUGUCAGUCCAUGAGUACUGCCAAAAACUCAAGACUACCACGGAUCUCCUAGCCAACAUAGACUCUCCUGUUACAUAUAGAGCUGUGGUCAUGCACAUGUUGAACGGUCUCUCGGAAAAGUUCGAUAACAUUCACAACGUUAUCAAACACAGAUCACCGUUUCCAUCCUUUUAUGUUGCUCGCUCGAUGCUGAUCAUGGAGGAGGAUCGGAUUAACAAACAUACCAAGAGCACUUCACCUCAAGUCCUGCACGCUUGCUCUACGCAAGGUAACGUCCCACCUGGACAAACCUCUAACUACGUCAACAACUGUGGAGACCAGCACCAGCAAUAUUAUCAAGGAAAUUCUCGCAACAACCAAAACAGAGAACGUGGAAGGGGACGCUCUAACAACUACCGUGGACGUGGACGAAAUCAAAACAACUGGAACAACCAGUCCAAUUGGACUCAGCAGCCGGUUUCAUGGCAACCACAACCACCUCCACAGUUUUGGCAGCAGCAAAACUGGAACCAAAACCAGCAACAGUGGCGCCCUGCUCCUGGUCCUAUGGCCUAUCAGAUCACAGCUUCACCAUCUCCAAACGCAGGCAUACUUGGUCCUUACCAGCAGAGUGCAAGUGGUCAAACCCACUACAAUUCCGCAGCAACUUGCUCAAGCGUUUGGCACGAUGACUCUACAAGAACCUCAGGACGCAGGCUGGUACAUGGACACAGGAGCAACGGCACAUGUGACAUCUCAACCAGGACUUGACGACUCGAACUCCUCUGCUCCGAUGUAACAGCCCUGGACCUCUUUACUCCAUUGAUGUCACGGCUGCAUCAUCAUCUUCUCCCCAAGUAUUUCUUUCUUCUGCUGCAACAUCAACGGUGUGGCAUCGUCGUCUUGGCCACCCCGGCAAUAAUACUUUGCAAUCUCUUUUAUCUUCUGAUUUGAUUAAAUUCUCAAAAACAGAUCAUUCUUUUUGUCAUUCUUGUCAGCUUGGAAAACAUGUUAAACUUCCUUUUGAUUCAGUUCAAUCCUCUGUUUUUGAAACUUUUCAAAUGAUUCAUUCAGAUGUAUGGACCUCUCCGGUUUCUAGCAUCGGUGGAAAAAAAUAUUAUGUUUUUUUAGACCAUUUCAGUCACUAUGUAUGGGUUUACCCACUCAAAAGAAAAUCAGAAGUUUUCCAAGUUUUCUUA